Molecule: messenger RNA, 1362 nt
Organism: Clupea harengus (Atlantic herring)
Lineage: Eukaryota; Metazoa; Chordata; Actinopteri; Clupeiformes; Clupeidae
Gene: gad3
Product: glutamate decarboxylase 3
Biological process (GO): GABA biosynthetic process
Cellular component (GO): presynaptic active zone; cytoplasm
Molecular function (GO): pyridoxal phosphate binding; glutamate decarboxylase activity
Source: RefSeq, a predicted model, not a curated record
AGCACAAGAUGCUUAGAUUAUGGGGAGUUCGAUUAAACAUCCUUGUGUCUGAACAUGUUCCACCACCAGGGCAUCCACGCUUCUUCAACCAGCUCUCAUCUGGCCUCGACAUCAUUGGCCUGGCAGGGGAAUGGUUGACCUCAACCGCCAACACUAAUAUGUUUACCUACGAAGUGUCACCUGUGUUCAUUCUUAUGGAAGAGGUUCUUCUGAGGAAGAUGAUGAGCAUGAUCGGAUGGUCUGAGGAGGAAGGGGAUGGGAUCUUCUGUCCAGGCGGCAGUAUGUCCAAUCUGAAUAGUGUGCUUUUGGCUAGAUACCAUUUUUUCCCUGAGGUGAAGAAAAAUGGAAUGGCAGCUCUCCCCAAACUGGCAAUGUUAACCUCCUCACAUAGCCAUUACUCCAUCCAGAAAUCUGCCGCUAUCCUGGGGAUAGGCACUGGAAACGUGCUGCUGGUGAAGUGUGAUGAGAGGGGGAAGAUGAUCCCAGCAGAACUAGAGUCAAGCAUCAUCACAGCCAAAGCCAAGGGUCUUGUGCCCUUCUAUGUCAACGCCACAGCAGGAACCACCGUUUAUGGUGCAUUCGACCCUCUCAACGACAUUGCCGACAUUUGUGAGCGGCAUGGACUGUGGAUGCAUGUUGAUGCUGCUUGGGGAGGUGGCUUGCUGAUGUCCAAGAGACACUGUGCCAAACUGAAUGGGAUUGACAGGGCAUCCUCCGUUACCUGGAAUCCUCACAAAAUGAUGGGAGUUCCACUUCAGUGCUCCGCCAUUUUGGUGCGCAGAAAGGGCAUCUUGCAAGAAUGCAAUCAGCUAAGAGCAGCAUACCUGUUCCAGCCUGACAAGCACUACGAUGUUUCCUAUGACACUGGAGAUAAGACACUGCAGUGUGGAAGACACGUGGAUGUCUUCAAGUUCUGGCUCAUGUGGAAGGCAAAGGGCUCAGAGGGAUUUGAGUCACAGAUCAACAGAUGUUUGGAUAAUGCUGAAUAUCUGUAUGACAAGCUAGAGGGCAGAGCUGACUUUCAGCUGGUCUUCAAAAGCAAACCGGAGCACAGUAACGUCUGCUUCUGGUACCUUCCACACAGCGUGAGAAAUCUGCCUGCGGGGCUGGAGAGGAACAACAAGCUACACGUGGUGGCACCAAAAAUCAAGGGCAAGAUGAUGGAGAAGGGACAGACCAUGAUUGGGUACCAGCCUCUGGGAGACAACGUCAAUUUCUUCCGGUGUGUCUUCUCAAAUCCAGCCACUCAGAGAGAAGAUGUAGACUUCCUUCUGGAUGAAAUUGCACAUCUAGGCUCUGACCUCUAACUUCAUAUAUAUAUAUAUAUAUACAUAUAUAUAUAUUUAUAUAAUAUUUUUUGUA